Messenger RNA from Phytophthora infestans T30-4, 483 nucleotides. RefSeq lists its product as uncharacterized. Lineage: Eukaryota; Oomycota; Peronosporomycetes; Peronosporales; Peronosporaceae. Bases 1 to 483 code for a protein of 160 amino acids. The record is from RefSeq and is a predicted model, not a curated record. The transcript is spliced from 4 exons.
AUGAGUGCUAUAUCUGACUUCGAGGCUUCGAUUCCGAAAAAAAUCAAGUCUGCUUCGAUGGGUGAUAUCCCCGCAUUGGAAAUGAAAGCUUUGCUUAGAAUGGUUGUGCUCGGUCCAAGCCAAAGGAAAGGGAAGAACAAUCUUUGUAUGUUUAUUCUCAAGCAUUCGCCUCACGUAUUUGCUCAUCUAACUAUCAUUGCUCUAGAUCAGGUGCGUCAUACUCCAUUAAGCUCCAACAAACCGGAGCUUGUUAUCAUCGAUGACUAUAGCAAUGAUAAACUACUUCAGAAGAAUAUCUUCUCUCAUUACUAUACACAUGGGCGACACUUUAAACUCUCAACCAUAUUCCUAAGCCACAGCUACUUUGCCACUGAUAAGAUGAUUCGGUUGAAUUUGGAGUACGUAGCGAUUCUAAGAGCGAAUUCGAAGCGUGAUUUACAGAUGGUUAUGCUGUUCGUGGAUUCAGUCAAAGCAAAAAUUUGA